Molecule: messenger RNA, 564 nt
Organism: Trypanosoma cruzi
Lineage: Eukaryota; Euglenozoa; Kinetoplastea; Trypanosomatida; Trypanosomatidae
Exons: 1
Coding region: 1-564 (187 amino acids)
Source: RefSeq, a predicted model, not a curated record
AUGACUGGUAUGGACACGGCGUGGAUUCCCUUUGCGGUUUUGUAUAUUCUCUACCAGAUUCCUCCCACGAUGAUGGAAGUGUAUUCCUACUAUAGCCGUGGAGGUUUGGUGGGCAUUGAGGACAUCAAGUACGAUGACACUUUUACAUUUCAUUUUCAGUGGUUACAUGACAAGGAUAUAUAUUUAAAACGUUAUUGUGAUAGACCGAUAAGUGAGGCAGGCAAGGCAUUUUUCUCGUGGCUUGAUUGGAGCGCAGAGGCAUAUGAUCGUUCCAUUUACGUGAUGCGAAGAAACCACGCACGUCGUGAUGGGGAGGUCUCCAUGUGGAAGCGAUACAUUUACGGUCCUUUUGUCUUUAAUUGGCCAAAGAAGCAAUGGCUUCGUGGUGAUGACAGCUGUGGGAUGCGGAUGCCUGCGUGGGGUGUAGGCGGUGAGGCACGUGCUCGCCAAGAGUAUGCCGCUGCAAAGGCGAAGGGCUUUGAUAAAAAUUGGCAUUAUCAGAUCAUGCGUAAAAUUCGUCGAGAGCAGGCGAGGAAGGCCUCCGCUGACGCUGCCAAGGCAUAA